Oryza brachyantha (malo sina) is the source of this 1216-nucleotide messenger RNA. Its product is annotated as IMPACT family member in pol 5'region. Gene Ontology annotation, biological process: regulation of translational initiation. The record is from RefSeq and is a predicted model, not a curated record. Lineage: Eukaryota; Viridiplantae; Streptophyta; Magnoliopsida; Poales; Poaceae. The transcript has 7 exons. Bases 60 to 830 code for a protein of 256 amino acids. Gene Ontology annotation, cellular component: cytoplasm.
AGCAGCAACUCCGCGGCUACACGGAACCGGGCGCGCGCACCCACGGUUUCCUCCCACCCAUGGCCAUGGCGGCCGUGCGCGUAGCCCCACGCCUCCGCUCGCUUCCCCUCCUGCUCCUCGGACCAGACGCCGCCGCCGCCCACCGCGGCUGCUCCUCCUGUGGCGGCAGCUUGGCCGCGGUAGCCCCUGCCCCCGUGCGCGGGAUGUCGUCUUCGUCGCCCUCCUCAGUCUCCCCCUCCCCGUACACGACGCUCGUGGGCCGCGUGAGCUGCGAGCGCGAGAUCAAGAAGAGUAAGUUCAUCGCCAUCGCCGCCCCCGUCCCCGACGAGCGCGCCGCCAUGUCCUUCCUCAACGAGGUCAGCGAUCCCCGUGCAACCCAUAAUUGUUGGGCAUAUAAGCUGGGAGAGCAAUUCCGUUACAAUGAUGAUGGUGAACCUUCGAGCACAGCUGGAAAGCCAAUAUACUCUGCCAUCAUUUCGUCUGGCAUUGAUAUGGUCAUGGUGGUGGUAAUCAGAUACUUUGGAGGCAUAAAAUUGGGAACUGGUGGGCUGGUACGAGCUUACGGUGGGGUUGCUUCUGAAUGCCUAAAAGAUGCUCCUACUUGUCUUGUGAAACCAAAGGCUCGUGUGGGUAUGGAAGUACCGUUUGAUCUCUUGGGCACAAUCUAUCAUCAGCUUCAACAUUACCAAGCUGAAGAUAUCAAACAGGACUAUGACACUGGGAAAGAUGGUACUGUUAUGGUCAUGUUCAAAUUGGAAUAUGAAAAAGUUGAGAAUCUUGGGAAUGCAGUAAAUUCAGCCUGCAGCCGGAAAAUAGAACUACUCCUAUAAGUGGAAGCUGGGGGAUAAGUGUGACAUGCAGGUUCAAUGUUUAGGUUGUGCACCUAGCACCUACUGCAGCCCCUUUUAAUCAGUGCACUACUACACCAGACAUAUUCAGCCAUUGGCUUAAGGACAAUUCUUAACAGCAACUUCAGACUGGAGUUCCCCAGCGUAAACAGCGAAACCAUGUCCUACUAAGAUUAUUGAUCCUCCAAAAAUUUAGAUAUAUUAGCUUCUCAUGCUGUCUACCAUCUAUUGUAAGUUACCAAUAAAUAUGUCUUAGUAUUACACUCUUGUAGCAUUGAUAUAUCGAAGGAAAUGUUAUGAUAAUAACUUCUCCAUGUUCUUUAUGACCAAAUUGACAUUAAUUUGGCUGGUUUUUUUGAUUCCUGUGU